This is a messenger RNA of Mobula hypostoma (lesser devil ray), 4169 nucleotides long. RefSeq lists its product as uncharacterized. The coding region runs from base 143 to 3409 and encodes 1088 amino acids. The record is from RefSeq and is a predicted model, not a curated record. The transcript is spliced from 10 exons. Gene Ontology annotation, cellular component: cytoplasm. Lineage: Eukaryota; Metazoa; Chordata; Chondrichthyes; Myliobatiformes; Myliobatidae. Gene Ontology annotation, molecular function: zinc ion binding; ubiquitin protein ligase activity. Gene Ontology annotation, biological process: protein ubiquitination.
GCAAACACACCACAAAGCUCUUAGUUCCAUAUCUCGGACACAAACAUUUUCUUACAGGGAGAAUCCAAAAAGCAACAGGAAAUUUACAUGCUGAAGCCUGCAGUUCUGACUUGAAGUCUUCCUGCAAACUUUGUUCUUUGACAUGUCUAUCCCAAUGGAAUACAAUUCAAUGUACAGAGAUUCACAAACCAUGGAUAAUCUGGAGAAACAGUUAAUUUGUCCAGUAUGUUUGGAAAUGUUCACCAAGCCUGUUGUGAUACUACCUUGUCAACAUAACCUCUGUAGAAAAUGUGCUAAUGAUAUUUUUCAGACUCGUGGCACAGCUCUGGGCUCAGGAGGUUGUUUCCGAUGUCCAUCCUGUCACCAGGAGAUUAUUCUAGACAGACAUGGAGUUUAUGGACUACAAAGAAAUUUAUUGGUGGAAAAUAUAAUUGACAUUUACAAACAAGAAUCUCUUCGGUCCACAGCAAAACCUGAACAACCGACAUGUGAAGAGCAUGACGAGGAAAAGAUUAAUAUAUACUGCAUCUCCUGUGAGACACCUACCUGCUCAUUGUGCAAAGUAUUUGGUGCACACAAGGCUUGUGAAGUUGCUCCUCUUCUAACUAUCUACAAACAACAAAAGUGCAAACUUGGUGAUGGAAUUGGAGCACUUGCUGCAACCAAUGAUGCAAUUCAAACAUUUAUUACUCAUCUAGAAGAAACAAGCAAAAUUAUUGAGGACAACUGUAAGAGCCUAAAGCAAACAAUAUAUGAAAAAUUUGAUUCCCUGUUCGCAGUUUUGGAAACAAAGAAGCAGGAAAUGAUGCAAGUAAUCACUAAUGAACAAGAUGGGAAAAUAAGCCACUGCAAAUAUUUGAUACAAACAUACAGUGAGCACAUAGGAUCCAUGUCCAAGCUUGUGGAAUCCGUGCUGCAAUCAAUGGAGGAACCCCAAAUGGCAGUCUUUCUAUGGAAUGCAAAGAUGCUGACAGCAAAAGUUUCAGAGGCCACUGGAGCAACAGUUAUUGAAGAACUAGAUCAUGAUUAUGAAAAUAUGGAUCACUAUAAUAUUGAUCUUGAGAAAGAACUGAAACUGCUACAAACAAUUAAUUUCCUUGAAGUCAAAAAGAAUUCAGAAGUUGAAGAAGCUGCAGCAGGUGAGAAAGAGGAUAAUGAAGUUGAAGCUAAGCUUUCUGAACCUUCUGCUACUGAAAUUUCAGAAGUUUUUAGUGGAGCAUCUGCCAGAGCAGAAAACCUUUCUUCAUCUUCAGAGCCUUGCACUGAACAAUCUGAAAUUAUGGGUGAAAUCCACGAUAAAGAAAAUCGCAGUGCUGAACACUGUGGUGUUGUGGAUGAAGAGCAAGGUUCUGGAACUUCAGGUGUCGUGGUUUCUGCAUCUCAGGAUGACCCCAGAGAGAAGCCCUCCAAAACCGAUGAUAAAGUGUUUGUAAAGGAUGAGCUCAGUACAGAGUCCAGAGGUUCAGAGGAUCAACAGUUUUUGGAUGGUUCUAGCAUUGAGUACUUCAGUGCUAUUGAUGAGAUUGCUGAAAAAGGAAAGCUUAGUGCUGAGUGUUCAGGUGCUGGAAUUGGAGUUCAAUACAAUGAAAACCCCAUUGCUGUUUCUCCCAAUGUUACUGAAAUCCCUGGGGCGGAAGCACCCAUGGCCAUAUUCUUUGCUCUAGAUAAGAUCUCAGCAAAGGAUAUUUUUAGAGCUGAAUGUAAUGAUGCCAGUACUGAAGCUCCUGAAGACCAGAUAAGUAUUAAGUCUUCAGUUGCUGAGACUGAUUAUCUUGAAAGGAAUGAACCCAAAAUAGAGUCUUCAUUUUCUGUGGUUAAUGUCUCUGAAAGCCAUCCCAAUGCUCAGCUCUCCAUUGCUGCGGAUGAAGGUUGUGUUCAAGAGGAACAUUGUGCUCAGUCUGAGAGUGCCUGGAAUGAAACUAUUGAAGAUCACCGCAGUGCUGAAUCUUUGGCUGCUGUGGUUCGUACUGUUGAAACCGAGUACAGUCUUGAACCUUCUGUCUGUGAAGAUGAUCCCAGAGCUGAGCCUUCCCCUAUUGUUGAAGGUCUUGUGCAGGAGGAAUCUGAUGAUGCUGGGUUCAAAGCUCCUGAAAGUAAAGAGUGUGGUGUUGAGUCAUCAGGUUUGAUGGUUCAUGCACCUCAGGAUGAUCUGAUGAUUGAACUGUUCACUACUCUGAAUGAAGUUGAUAGACCUGAAGAGAAAGUAUCCAAUGUUGACUCUUCAGGCUCCGUGGUUAAUGUGCCUGAACUCAGUUCUAAUGUUGAGUCCUCCAACAAAGGGGAUGGUAUCCCUGAAAAGGAAAAACUUGACUCUGAGACUUCAAGUGUUCAGAUUUGUGUCCCUGAAUUAGAGCCCAGUGCUGAGAACUCCAACACUGUGAAUGAAGUUCCUGCAAAGGGAGGCCCCCAUGUUGUGUCUGUCGGUACAAUUAAUGAUGUGCCUGGAAAGGAAGAGGCUAAUACUGACCCUGAAGUGUCUGCUGUUGAAAUCCUUCUCAUGGAAGAAUCCAGCACUGCACCUCCUCCAGUUAGUGAAGUAGUGGCUGAAUCUCCAGAUAUUGUAGACAUGUUUCCGGGAAUAAAAGAAUCAAACAAAACACUAUGUAAUGUUAUAAAUGCCACUGUUAAAAUAGAAGAAAGCAAUGCUUCUACACCAGAGACUAGAGCAGCAACAAGUAAAGAAUGUAUUUCCACAAGUCCAAAUCAAGUAUCUGAAAUAGAAAUAUUGAUGGAUAAAUCUUCAAGUGCCAUGAGGCCAGAAACUAUGAUACAGGAACUCAUUGCUGCACCAUCAGGAACUGCCGAUGUCAAUGCUUCAGUGGUAGAGCCCAUCACUGCCCCUUGCAGAGCCUCUCUGGAAUCAGUAGUGGCAUCUCCAGGGCCUACAAGUGGAAUCUUCCCAAGUGGUGAAUCUUCAAUUCCACUUACAAAUGUUGAGACUGGUAGAUCGACACAAGAGAGAAAGGAUGUCAUGCUCUCUGAAACAACUGCACAACAGGGUAAAUCAUUAAGUGGAAAUUCCGAUACUGGUGAUUUAAAAAUGCCACAAGAGCUGGCAGAGGUUGAAGAUGAUACCAAAUUGUAUCCUGGUUGGCACAAAUGUGGAUCCUGGCAUGUUCUUAAAACGACCAAAUUGGUUUCAAGUCCCAGCCCAAGUGCUGCAUCUCAUGAUCUAUCUGGACCAUCAUCAGCGACAGAGAAUCAGACACAGCCCGAGGUCAGUUGUGCUGCGACUGUGAUAAAAACACCUGAAUGUGAAAACACUGUGUCACCACCCGCAGCAAAGAUGGAAAGCCUAAAUUCUGCUACAGAAACCACUGUGCAACCAAUGGCAACUCAUGAACUGAGCACAACUGACUCUCCCCGCCAUAUUUUUUCAUUUUCGUGGCUGAAUGCUCUUGCAAAGUAGGGAAGUGGAAGAAUCUCAGUUGCUGAUUGUGGAAGCAUUAAGUGGUGACUGUUGUCUCUGUAUUUGUUCCCUGAAGUGACAUCUGACCUUAAUAAUGAAAUCAUACUGAAGAAAACAGCUGGUUAAGAAAAGCAUAAACUGAAGCAGGAUUAGACCAUUCAUUUGCUCUCUAUUGUUACACUAACCAAUAAGAUCAUGUCAUUUUGAUCUCCAUUGUAUCUUGCCGUUUUAACUCUAUAUCUCUUUAUUCCUUUAAUAUCUAAAAAUAUCUUAAUCAUUAUCUGGAAUGAGUUUAGUAAUGAAGCCUCCAUUAAAAUCUUGAAAACAAAGUUUUAAAGAUCACUACCUUCUGGAAAAAAUUCUGUCUCAAACCCAUCUUGAAUGGCCAGUCCCUUACUUUACGAUUAAAGAAUCUAAACACCAACUCUACUUUCAACUUGUAAGCCCAUUAACAAUGCUGUAUGUUUCAAUGAGGUUACUUCCUAUUCUUCAGAUCUUGAUAAAGGGCCAGAUUGCUUUAUCAUUUUUCAUACAGCAGACCUUCCAACCCUGGAAUCAGUCUGGUGAAUCAUAUAUGGUAGACCUUGUCCUUAUUCUUAAGUAAAGAAUGGAAAAUUAAACAUGAAUUCUCAACAAAGCUAUGUGCCUUUUGACUUUCAUUUGUUAUAAAUACAUUAUCAAAAUGAAAAGCUACAUAAGCAAAAGACCGCAUGCUGCUGAACCUGCAUAUUUUUCAUUUUUUCCACAAUAAAACAAUUAU